Messenger RNA from Microthlaspi erraticum, 1041 nucleotides. NCBI's taxonomy places the organism in Eukaryota, Viridiplantae, Streptophyta, Magnoliopsida, Brassicales, Brassicaceae. The record is from the annotation of a GenBank genome assembly.
AUGGACUUUGUGGAGACUAAGUACCCACAUGAUGACACCAUGAGAGACCUUGGGAUCUUUGAGGAUGUGGAGUUGGUGCUCAAGAACAUGCAACUUGGAAAGUUCUUCUCUCAUCGCAUGGAGUCUUACAAGGAGCUGACUUGUGAGUUUUUGGCAUCGAUGAGGUAUCACCAAUUCGAUGAGCUCGAUCGAGCUGAUGUGGACCAAGGCUGGGUUUUGCAAGACCAACCUCUCAUUGAGCACAAGGAGUUGGAUGGGAGGUUCCAAUUCAAGUUCACCAUCCAUUGGCUGGCCCUCCAAGCUUCUCCUGCCCAACCCAGAGCUCACCACAGUAGUAGGGGUGAGAACAUUGACUUCAGACCCCCUGUGUACACAUUAGUUGGGCAUGAGGACGAUUUGCGAGAAGAGGAGCCUGAGCUCGAUCGAGCUGAGGAUCGAGCUGAGUCUCAAGCUGAAGAUCGAGUCCAGGAGAGUGCGGAUUUGGGUGAGCCUGAGUGCUACUAUUUUGAGGAGUAUGAGGCUCCAAGGAUGAACCCCUCUGUUGUGGCUGCCCACAAGAGGAUUGGACUUCUCCAAAGGUUCAACAAGUGGCAAGGGAAAGCCAUGGAAAAGAUGCAAAAGUCCAUGGACAAGAUGAUCACUCCUCACCACUCCAAGGAGGCUCUGCCCAAGAGCCUCACAGAGCCUCUUCAUUUCGAGCCAAGGGAAGGGAAGACAACUCACAGAGAAGGAGGAAGAGUUCCAAGGCCAGACGCUCCAACUCGACCACCGGACUCGAUCGAGUCCAAACAGAGGAAACUCAACUCGAUCGAGCUGAGGGUCGAGUUGACCUGGAGGAGCCCCUGUUUGAGAACCGGAUUCGAGUACGAUCCACGCCUUACCAGGACUUCUCCCAGACCAACUGGACCCCUACAACCGUUCGAGCAAGCCAGCUCCACCAAGGCCAAGGAAGCCACACCCACUUUGAAGAUGAAGAAGAAGAAGAGGAGGAGCCGCAAGCUCGAUCGAGUGAGGGAACCCAGUCGAGUGGAGUGCUCCUGA